GAUCAAAACGAUCACUGUCUUCACUGAAACUUACAGAGCAAAAGCACCUGAAAAGAAAGACGUUAUAAUGGACCCGACACAACUACAAUUAUUAUUUGACAAAAUGUCCAAAUCCUUUGAAGAUACAACAAAAAGGAUUCUUACAGCUAACAAAUCUGAACAAAAAGAACUGAACCUCAUAGUAAUCAGGAAGUUCCAUGGACGAGAAGAUGAAGUCCCGAUUGAAUGGUUGGAAGCGUUCGAACACGCUGCAGCAACAAACAACUGGAAUAAUGAAAGAAGAAUUACGAUAGCCGCCGGGUAUCUCAGUGACUUAGCAGCAGACUG
This is a messenger RNA of Racocetra persica, 327 nucleotides long. Lineage: Eukaryota; Fungi; Glomeromycota; Glomeromycetes; Diversisporales; Gigasporaceae. The record is from the annotation of a GenBank genome assembly.